CGGCGCGCGUGGGCUGCGCCGCUACUCGGGACUCCUCGGCGCGGCGGGGCGGCGCCGCUGCGCGCAGCCGUACGGGCCAUGGCCGCCGAGAUCCACUCGCGGCCGCAGAGCCGCCGGCCCGUGCUGCUCAGCAAGGUCGAGGGCCACCAGGACGCCGUGAGCGCCGCGCUCCUCAUCCCCAAGGAGGACGGCGUCAUCACGGCCGGCGAGGACAGGACAAUCCGAGUAUGGCUGAAGAGAGACAGCGGGCAGUACUGGCCCAGCAUCUAUCACACCAUGGCAUCACCAUGUUCUGCCAUGGCUUAUCAUCAUGACAGCAGACGGAUUUUUGUUGGCCAGGAUAAUGGAGCUAUCAUGGAGUUUCAUAUUUCUGAGGACUUUAAUAAGAUGAACUUUGUGAAGACCUAUCCAGCUCACCAGAAUCGAGUGUCUGCUAUUACUUUCUGCCUGGCAUCAGAGUGGCUUAUCAGCACAGGUCAUGACAAGUGUAUCAGCUGGAUGUGCACCAGGAGUGGGAGCAUGCUGGGAAGACAUUACUUCACCUCUUGGGCCUCAUGUCUGCAAUAUGAUCAUGAAACUCAGCAUGCAUUUGUUGGUGAUUAUUCUGGACAGAUCACUCUUCUGAAACUGGAGCAAAAUACCUGUUCAGUUAUCACAACCCUUAAAGGGCAUGAAGGGAGCAUUACUUCUCUGUGGUGGGAUCCUGUCCAACGACUGCUCUUCUCAGGUGCCUCUGACCACAGCAUUAUCAUGUGGGACAUUGGUGGAAGGAAGGGGAGAACGCUGCUGCUCCAGGGACACCAUGACAAGGUGCAGGCUAUCUGCUACAUCCAGCUGACACGGCAGCUGGUGUCUUGUUCAGCUGAUGGGGGCAUUGCUGUUUGGAACAUGGAUAUCAGCCGAGAAGAGGCUCCUCAAUGGCUAGAAAGUGAUUCCUGUCAGAAGUGUGAGCAACCUUUCUUCUGGAAUAUAAAGCAAAUGUGGGACACAAAGACAAUAGGGUUGAGACAGCAUCAUUGCAGAAAAUGUGGGCAGGCAGUGUGUGGCAAGUGCAGCACCAAACGGUCAAGCUACCCAAUCAUGGGAUUUGAGUUCCAGGUCCGUGUCUGUGAUUCCUGUUUUGAGUCCAUCAAGGAUGAAGACCGUACCUCCCUGGCAACCUUUCAUGAAGGCAAACACAACAUUUCACACAUGUCCAUGGACAUCUCCAGAGGGCUAAUGGUCACUUGUGGGAGCGACCGGAUUGUGAAGAUCUGGGACAUGACACCAGUAGUUGGUUGCAGCCUUGCCACUGGGUUCUCUUCCCGCUGAUGUCCUCCAUGGCAGGUUUAUGCACCUUAUGUACAGCAAUAUGCACCGAAUGAAUGGAACCCUCCUCAAGAAUAUUACUGCAAACACUGGUUGCUUGAUUCUCCUCUUGCUGCUGUUCCAGGAUGGACAGUCACCCUUGUAGAGCACAGCUUUUCUGUUGGGCUCCCCGGGAAUCUCCGUGGUGCUGAAACGCGGUUCUGCAGCCUCUCGGACUGACAUGAACGGUUUAUCUGCAAUAUGACACCUGGGUGGAAGGACCUGUUGUCUCUCAGUUUACAUAUGUAGUGUUAACAAUGUGCUAUCUCUGCUGAUAUAUCUUGUACAGAUACCUUGUAGCUAAGACGUUACCAGAGUAAAAUGAGUGUAGUAAAUUCAAUUUGUGCAAAUAGUAAAAUAACAUAUUCUCUUGUCCAAAAAGCAGUUCUGUUGAAAUGUUUUUGAACAGUCACUGUCUAAAUUGCCUCCAAAAGAUAUCUUGGUUAUUCCUGUGGAAGGAGGAGAUAGUUUCAAGUGGAAGGUAAUUUCUUUCAGAUGAGAUAAUAAGAGAACCUUUUAUCACACAAGAUCUUUUAUUGGCUUUCUUGUAGUGUUUGUCUUCAAGUUCAAUUGUUAGUGAAAUCACUUUUGUGGAACAGCUGUUCUGUGUAGGUAGCUGGUGAGUCUGCAAACAAUCCUGGGCUUUUUAUGUAGUGUUUUAGCAUAGCUGAUAAACUUCUGUAGUUAUGAAAAUGUGCAGCCCACCUACUCUAAAGACUGGCCACAGGUAUGAGCCAUGUACUCUUGACAACUGUAAUGUUGUUAGAAUGGAAACCUAAACAAAUCUGCCUUGUUACAAGGAACAGUUAAGAAAAAAUGGCCAGCUAAAUUUUAGAGAUUUUUUUCUGUGGAAAGGCUGAUGUUCUUUAAUGUUAGGGAACCUGUCUCUGCUAAAGUACAGCAUAAAUUCAAAUACUGUCUUGAUGUUGCUUAAAACAGAUAAAUACUGAGCAAUAAUUACUGAGGUACAGAACAGCUGCUUUUUUCCCUGCACCUAGGAGUGUUAAUCCUGAGAUAUCUAUAUUGAUAAUUUCCUGUUUCAAAGCUGAGAAGUAUGAAGAAGAGCUGUGAGGCUUUUAUGACUGUGCAGUUGGCACAUAAAGGAAAUAACUAGUGAGAGAUACUGUCAGUAAGCUGGUUUGUCAGUUGAGUGAAUCUCCUAUAUUUGAAUACUGUAAAAAAGAAUUUAUUUUGUAACUUUGGAAGCUAAGGUGAUAUGUCACAGAGUUUAAGCUUGGAGCUGUUAAGAUUUAUCUGAAAACAAAUGCAAUAUGUGUGAGGACAAAAAAAGGUAGGUCAGCUGGCCUGGUAGUGUUACACAAUUAUCAAAGGUAAUAUGCUCUUUCUGGCAGAAGAGUUGAGGGUUAGACUGUCUUUACUUACAGCAACAAUCAAGUGGUGCUAUGAGUGUUAGUGAAUUCAAGUCCUAGGUGUGUAACUUGACACUAAUAAUCUGCAUUGGACCAUGCUGUAGGCUGAAAUAGAUUAAGAUCAUUAAUACAUGGUGAUUCACUUGCAUUUUAAGCCAAAAAUCUGAUAGUCUCCAAAGGGCAUUAGAAUCCAGAAUAUGAUAGUUACUGUUACUUUGUCUGCUUUUCCAUGGGCCUUCUCUGGAAGUUUUGUGAAGAGUUUUUAUUUGCUGGCCUUAUUGGCCACUGAAGAAUAAACAAAACCAUCUUUUGUGGGGAUCCCAAAAUUUGUCUUGCCUUCAAUCCAGGAUUCAGCACUUGUCACACCCAUUUGAUUCAACUCUGCCUACAUGCUGUAUAGCUUAGGUUUUUUGGAAGGCUUAUUUCUGAGAUGCUGAGAGAAAGAACAGUUGCAGCUUUAUGCUCUGAAGGCCUUCACCCUUCUAAACCAGGAAGGAAAGUGUUGUGGGGUAAAUAAGCUCUGGGAAGUCUAUAUUCACUUUCAGACUUCAUCCUGUCUGGUUCUGGAAGAGAACAGAAGCCUUCUUCCUCACAGCAUGUAAGGCAGAACAUGAAUUACAGUGCUAGAAUUGUUUAAUAUCCCACUGUAAUAGGUUAGGAGGAUCUAGGCUGUGAGUUAAGGUGGGAGAUUGAUGUAGAUGUGCAAUGAGUACCAUAUUUUUCAACCCAGACAUUCUGAAACCUAUACCCACGAUGCUGAGGUGUGACUCCUUUGCAGCUAGCACUCCAGAACUCAACUUUUUUAGUUCUGAUUACUCAAUGUGCCCCUGCUUAACACACUCCCUUCCCUAUGAAUACUUCCUCUGUUUCUUUGCAUUAUGUUUUUGCCACUAGAUAAUAUAUUCUCUACUGCCUAAGGAAUCUAUUUUCUAUAAUUGAUAUACUUAAAGAUUGUGUCAGUUCAGAUAUAAUGACAGUUAUGGCCACUAAAUCAUUAGUCUUUUAAGUAUACUCUUGGUGUUGAAUGAGUAAUGCUCACAAACCACUAAAGAGAGAGUAGUUUUGUUUAUAAACAACUAUUUUGAAGGCACUCAUUCUCUCCUCAAACUGAACAUACUUGGCUAUGUCAGCUCAAGUGUGCAGUUACUGAGAAGCCUUGAUUUUGAAGCAUUACAGAUCUCGCUUGUGUAACCUCUUCCAUUGGGGCAGGGAAGGGGAGCAAAGGGUACUAAUAUGUGUUAAUUCUUUCCUAGUUGUAUUUCUGUACCCUACAUAGUUAAGAGAAUCUAGAUAAAUCUGUCCUUUGCUCCUCCUUGUCUGUUUUUUAAAUUUUGAUUACAUGUACAAUAAAAUAUUUCUUGAUAUUCACUUAGUCUAUUUGGAUGAUCCAUCUUUUUUUCCAUCCUGUGAAAGCACGAUGUGCAUUUUGUUCUCUGGCUCUUCCUUUACAAUGUGCCCCAUG
Messenger RNA from Camarhynchus parvulus, 4179 nucleotides. It is a transcript of the gene WDFY1, whose product is annotated as WD repeat and FYVE domain containing 1. Gene Ontology annotation, molecular function: metal ion binding; protein binding. NCBI's taxonomy places the organism in Eukaryota, Metazoa, Chordata, Aves, Passeriformes, Thraupidae. The transcript has 12 exons. The coding region runs from base 79 to 1311 and encodes 410 amino acids. The record is from RefSeq and is a predicted model, not a curated record.